This is a messenger RNA of Procambarus clarkii (red swamp crayfish), 1821 nucleotides long. Lineage: Eukaryota; Metazoa; Arthropoda; Malacostraca; Decapoda; Cambaridae. The record is from RefSeq and is a predicted model, not a curated record.
AUGUCAUCCCGGGCCCCGUGGUCACCCACUCUGUGUUCUUCCUCGCACGUCAGUCCCACCUCACCGGGUCCUGCACGUCAGUCCUCACCUCACCGGGUCCUGCACGUCAGUCCUCACCUCACCGGGUCCUGCACGUCAGUCCUCACCUCACCGGGUCCUGCACGUCAGUCCUCACCUCACCGGGUCCUGCACGUCAGUCCUCACCUCACCGGGUCCUGCACGUCAGUCCUCACCUCACCGGGUCCUGCACGUCAGUCCUCAUCUCACCGGGUCCUGCACGUCAGUCCUCAUCUCACCGGGUCCUGCACGUCAGUCAUCACCUCACCGGGUCCUGCACGUCAGUCCUCAUCUCACCGGGUCCUGCACGUCAGUCCUCAUCUCACCGGGUCCUGCACGUCAGUCCUCAUCUCACCGGGUCCUGCACGUCAGUCCUCACCUCACCGGGUCCUGCACGUCAGUCCCACCUCACCGGGUCCUGCACGUCAGUCCCACCUCACCGGUUCUGCACGUCAGUCAUCACCUCACCGGGUCCUGCACGUCAGUCCCACCUCACCGGGUCCUGCACGUCAGUCCCACCUCACCGGGUCCUGCACGUCAGUCCUCACCUCACCGGGUCCUGCACGUCAGUCCUCACCUCACCGGGUCCUGCACGUCAGUCCCACCUCACCGGGUCCUGCACGUCAGUCCCACCUCACCGGUUCUGCACGUCAGUCAUCACCUCACCGGGUCCUGCACGUCAGUCCCACCUCACCGGGUCCUGCACGUCAGUCCCACCUCACCGGGUCCUGCACGUCAGUUCUCACCUCACCGGGUCCUGCACGUCAGUUCUCACCUCACCGGGUCCUGCACGUCAGUCCCACCUCACCGGGUCCGGCACGUCAGUCAUCACCUCACCGUGUCCUGCACGUCAGUCCUCACCUCACCGGGUCCUGCACGUCAGUCCUCAUCUCACCGGGUCCUGCACGUCAGUCCUCAUCUCACCGGGUCCUGCACGUCAGUCCUCAUCUCACCGCGGGUCCUGCACGUCAGUCCUCACUUCACCGGGUCCUGCACGUCAGUCCUCACUUCACCGGGUCCUGCACGUCAGUCCUCACUUCACCGGGUCCUGCACGUCAGUCCUCACUUCACCGGGCCCUGCACGUCAGUCCUCACUUCACCGGGUCCGGCACGUCAGUCCUCACCUCACCGGGUCCUGCACGUCAGUCCUCAUCUCACCGGGUCCUGCACGUCAGUCCUCAUCUCACCGGGUCCUGCACGUCAGUCCUCACCUCACCGGGUCCGGCACGUCAGUCCUCACCUCACCGGGUCCGGCACGUCAGUCCUCACCUCACCGGGUCCUGCACGUCAGUCCUCACCUCACCGCGGGUCCUGCACGUCAGUCCUCACCUCACCGGGUCCGGCACGUCAGUCCUCACCUCACCGGGUCCGGCACGUCAGUCCUCAUCUCACCGCGGGUCCUGCACGUCAGUCCUUACCUCACCGGGUCCGGCACGUCAGUCCUCAUCUCACCGGGUCCUGCACGUCAGUCCUCACCUCACCGCGGGUCCUGCACGUCAGUCCUCAUCUCACCGGGUCCUGCACGUCAGUCCCACCUCACCGGGUCCUGCACCUAGGUAUUACGAUGACUUUAGAGACGCUGUGACAGGAUUCUUAGUGCUGGUUGCUAAGCGUGACACGAGAUUAUCACAGGAGCUCUUGCAAGAUGAGAAGAGUGGCCUAGCAGUCCGAGUGGAAUCCAACAUGUCAAUGUUCAAGGAUGAUGCAAAGUUACUGAUAAGAGUUGUGACAGAUGAGGAUUGUAGGAACUCCAAAAGGACUUGA